AUGAUGGUUCGUAAAAGACCUGGUGGUGUAAUUGAUUUGUCAGACUCUAGUGAUUCAGACAUUGGUGGCUCUAAAGAUGUCCAGUGUUCUCAGUUACCUUUUACAGACUAUGAUUCCUAUGCAUCAUUAUCAGAAACCCAGAAUGAUUCUUCCAGUGACACCUCAAGUUUUGAUCGCCAGCUCUAUGAGAAGUGCCUAAAAGAUUAUAAGAAGAUUAAGGUUUUGAAGAAAAGGUUACAGAUGGCUAUGAGACAUAAGUCAAAGAAGAAGAAAAUUGAAAAGAAGACUAAGGAUGGCUUCACUAGGUUUUCUGCCACAGCUUUUAUGAAUGUGAUAUCUGCUCUGUCCCCUGAGAAAAGGGCUAUCAUUGAGAGUUAUGGUUUUGGAUCUUUGUUGAAGUUCAACAAGUGUUUCGUGCCGAAUAAGUUUGCUAACUGGGUUGCACGUCUAGUUGAUUCGAAAUCUGGUGACAUUAUCCGUGAUGGAAAGGUUAUUUCUCUUACUGAAGAAUUUGUUCAUUUGGUUCUUGAUCUCCCGAAAGGAAGCAGGUGUUUCCCAUCUGAUUCAAGUGCUGGUAGAGAUGCUGUCUUAUCAAAGUUUGGAAAGGAUAGGAUACCUCCUGUUUCAUUUUUUGCUGACAAGUUAAUCAAUAAGGAUGAUUUACCAGAUGAGGAUAUGUUCAUUUGCUUCAUGAUAGUUGCUUUGAGUAGCUUUUUAUGUCCGAAUACCAAUACUGUUCCAAGUCCCAAGUAUUUUGGUGUUUUUGAAGAUAUUGAUCAGAUCAAGGAAUAUAAUUGGUGCGGUUUUGUGUUGGAUUGGUUGCUGGAGCAUAUAAAGGCAUUCACUAGAGGGAAGAAUGAGAAAUCAAAACGUUGUCAAGGUCUUGGUGGUUGCUUAUAUUACCUUGUGGUUGUUUACUUAGAUCACAUUGAUUUCCGCCAGCGUCAAGUUCCAGACUGUAUUCCUCGAAUUUCAGUUUGGAAAGAAGAUAUGAUUCAGUUUUAUGCUAAUCUUGAUGUGAAAUCUCCUGGUGUCUAUGGUUAUAGACCCUUGCUUGAUUUUGAGAAAACUUGCUACUACAAGUGUGUUCGUCUUAGACCAGUAACCUGUGCCGAUGACCUUGAUGUUGAAUUUUGUAAUAAGAUGGAAAGUGUUUCUGGUUGUCAGCUUCCUUUGAGCUUGAAGCUUGAAAUAUCAAGGUUGAUUGAUGAGCAUUGCUUUAAUUCUGGUAUGUCGUUGUCGAUGGAUGUGACUUCUCUUGGGAAUGUUUCAAAGAAAUUUCAAGAUAUGUUUGCAAAGAUGAUGCGUCACAUAUGUAGAAUUGAUGCUAGAUCAAAGGAUUUGGUCGUUGAUAUUAUGCAAGCUAUUUCUAAGACUGUUCCUGAUGACAAUGAUGAAAUUGGUUCUGAUGUUGAUAGAAAUGAAGAUAAUGUAUCUCCUGUUUUAUCUGAGAGAGAAGAAGCUAAUGUUGUUGCUGCUAAGGAUACCUCCCCUGUUAUUUGUACUGGUUCGAGGCCUUUUCUUGAAACUGUUAAGCACCAGACCAAGAAAUCAGAGGCUAUGUAUAAUUCUAAUUUGGAAAAUAUGAGGAUGAGCACACAAACUCCUUGUUUCUCUCUUGGCAAGACUCAUGGUUUUCCUACUGAUUUAUCUGUUAAUCCUGAAAGUUUGGCCAAUCGUUCUGAUUUUAAAGUCAGGGAUUCUUCAACUGGUGGGAAAGUUCCUCUUCAUGGCCCUAGAAGAAUGGUUUGUCCAAAUAGAGUUCUUAUUAAUGAUUUCAUUGGCAAUGAAGAUAAGUUCAAACCUUCUCCGUCUGAAUUAGCAAAUUACAAAGCUAUCUGUGCCUUGGCCAGUUCUCGUUCUAGCAAUUUGGAUGCUUUGUACUUUGGAGGUGUUCGUUGCACCUACUGGUCCUUAGGUGAAUCUAUGAAGCUUGGUGGUACAGUCAACAAUUAUGUAGUUGCUGCAUUUUGUUAUCAUUUGUUUUGCCGCCCAGAUGGUCAUCCAGAUAUAUCUAAGCGUCAUUACUUCUUUCCGAAUAUUUCAGACAACCUGCUAAAAGAUCAUGAUGAAGUUUUUGGGCAUGUUAUGAUGAAAGCUUUUGAGCGUUCUGCGAAGUCAAGGCCCCUUUUUAAGUCUGAUGUGAUCCCUGAAUUUACAUACUGGUGGGACAAGCUUGUGAAGCGUGAUAUGAAGUUCAAAGACUAUGGUGUCAAAUAUCCUGUUGUGCCCAAGCAGUCUCCAUAUGAUAAUUUUGAUUCAGGAAUUUACAUUAUGAUGUUUCUUGAGUAUUGGACUUCGCCUCGUUCUUCUCUGUGUUCUUUAUUCAGUAGUGACGACAUUCCAAAUAUAAGAGUCAAGUUAGCAAAUGAAAUGUUUUUCAACCCAAGGAACACUGGGAACAAGAAUCCAGUGAUCACUUUUGAUCAUGAUGAGGAUGGUGGUUAUUUGUAG
This is a messenger RNA of Miscanthus lutarioriparius, 2454 nucleotides long. The record is from the annotation of a GenBank genome assembly. Lineage: Eukaryota; Viridiplantae; Streptophyta; Magnoliopsida; Poales; Poaceae.